Dioszegia hungarica is the source of this 1224-nucleotide messenger RNA. RefSeq lists its product as uncharacterized. Gene Ontology annotation, molecular function: protein dimerization activity. Bases 1 to 1224 code for a protein of 407 amino acids. Lineage: Eukaryota; Fungi; Basidiomycota; Tremellomycetes; Tremellales; Bulleribasidiaceae. The transcript is spliced from 8 exons. The record is from RefSeq and is a predicted model, not a curated record.
AUGUCCCAGACCGCCUUCUUCCCUGGCUCUGCUCCUUCCUCGUCAUACUACUCCACCGAGAACCCCUUCUCUUACGGCUUCAACGGAGGUGAAGAAUACAGCUUCGACCCAACCUUCUCGCCCGAUAUGAGUCGAUACCUCAAGUCCCCUACGCCCGCCUCCGGUCAGGAAACGGAAGGACACACCCACACGCACUCAGCUUCGAAUCAAGUCCAAUCACCAAGCUCAUUCGAUAUGAGCAAUCUCACCCUCCGCUCACCUACCGGCCCCCAACCUCAAAGCCAGCCUAUCCCCAUCACCACCACCUCCGGCCAGUAUUCGCACCCCGCAUACUCGGGACUUGAUCAAGCGUCAAGCCUGCCGUACAGACACGGCGAUGGACUGCUGUAUCACCCAUACUCCAGACCAGACCAAGCCCACUUCCCACUCCGCUCCCCACCCGGCUCAUCCCGCUCCGUCAACUCUGGCGCCCUCUCCUCCGCCCUCGUCUCCCCCAUGUCAGACAACGCCGACAUGUCGCCCCUCCACCUCGGCUACAACGCGUACCACUACAUCGCCAGCCCGCUCAACUCUUACGGCGUCCUCGGCGGUGGGACUGGGACUGACGCAGCGAAUGGGAAUGGGACUGGGCAUGGGGUUGACGACACCCCGCGAGACAUGAUCGGUCUAGGGCUUAUAGGAGGUGUGCGUUAUCCCCGGACCGGAGUCGGGAUGGGACAAGGGACAGGCCAGAUCCCGCAAUACCCGCCAGGGGUAAGGGGGAGGGGCAGGGCAGUCAGAGGUGGCAGAGGCGGAGGAGGCGGCUUGGGGCGAGGUGGCAGGAAGUCCAGCGGGGGAGGUGGGGUGAAGCAGGAGGAUGAAGACGAGGACGAUGAUGCCGAAGGGGAGAGCGUCGCAGGGGAGAUGCUUAACGGCACGCACAAGUCCCACCUUGAGAAACACCGCCGCCGUGUCCUCAAGAGCCACUUCAAGGCCCUUUCCGACGAGCUCCAGACCGCCGGCGGAAUGACCAAGAUCACCAAAGCUGGGACGCUCGAUCGAGCUACCUCGUACAUCCAGGAACUCAAAGCGGCCAUGAACAGCACUACUCACACUCUCGAGUACCUCCAGCAGGAGUUGAUGAAGGAGCGCCAGGCGCAUGUGGAGACGCAGCGGCUGAACGCGGAGCUUUCCAGAGCCCUAGCGGCGAGAUCAGCCAGCGGAAGCGGUAGUCCCCGCGCCUGA